AUGGCCGAAUCUGGGCUUCAGAAACACGUACCCGUAGUUGAAUCAAAGAUUCGAUUAGCACUGAAUCGCAUGCGAGAAGAAAUGGAGAGGAAUGACUACACUGUGAGCACAUCUUUGAUCCUGUCGAGGAAUGAACUAACGAGCUUCAAAAAGGACGUGUAUCACUGGUUCCUUUCAAUGGCCACCGACAUCAUCGGCGAGCUCAGCUUCGGUGAAUCUUUCCGAAUGUUGGAGACUGGAGAGGAGAACCAAUAUAUCAAAGACAUGCAGAGUGUGGCCCAGGCCGGGGGAGUACGGGUCACCUUCCCUUUCUUGCUGCCAAUUUCGAAAUUCGUGAAAAUUCCGGUGAUCAGCGAAGCUGUUGCCAACCAAGAGAGACUCAUUGCUUAUGCAGACCAGUCCAUCAAGCGUCACCAGAAGUUGGCCGAAAAUGCAAACGAAAAGACGAGCAACACACUUUUCUCCAAACUCUACGACCAAGUAGACGGAGGGAACCUGAGCUUCAUCGAAGUGCGCGACAACGCUGUGGGAUACAUUGUUGCGGGCUCAGACACUACAGCAAACGUGAGGGAUAUCCUCGUAGCAGAACUGCGUGGCCUGCCACCAAACUUCAAUUACGAGCAAGUCAAAGGCCUCGAAUAUCUUGGCUACGUCAUUGAAGAGACCCUGCGCCUUUACCCGGCGGCACCGGCUGGUUUACCCCGGCUCGUCCCGUCCGGCGGCGCGGAACUCGGCGGUUAUUAUCUCCCAGCCGAUACGGUCGUGAGUACCCAAGCAUGGAGUUUGCACCGGGACCCUAAAGCAUUCCCGAAUCCGCUCAAGUUCGACCCUGGACGAUGGGAACAUGCGACCAAGGCGAUGAAGGAGUCAGUCCUCACUUUUGGCGGGGGUAGCCGUGGUACGUAUACAUCAUAG
Colletotrichum fioriniae is the source of this 915-nucleotide messenger RNA. RefSeq lists its product as uncharacterized. NCBI's taxonomy places the organism in Eukaryota, Fungi, Ascomycota, Sordariomycetes, Glomerellales, Glomerellaceae. Gene Ontology annotation, molecular function: monooxygenase activity; iron ion binding; heme binding. The record is from RefSeq and is a predicted model, not a curated record.